AGAGAUUCUAGAUUAGAAAUGGAAAAUAAAGCUGUACUGCCCUGAAACCAAACAAAGCAAGCCAGUGUCAACCUUCCAUCCGCUUGCACACUCCACUAGCUAUAAGGACGCAGACACAGACUGACAUAGAACAAUACAUACAAGCCGCACUACAACCCUUACCAUCGAAUUACUAGGCAGGUAAAGAUUUAUAACCCACGACUAGUGCUUAUUAACCUUUUUUCUGCCUUUGACGUCUUCAAUACAAUGUGAAAACCUAAAUUAUUUGUAACAAGAUCAUAGAUUCUCGACAACAGGUGAGCUUUACGUUUUAUUUAAACCCUUUUCCUUUUAUUUUACUGUUGUAUUAUAGCAAUCACGUUAUAUGUGUAAUAGGUUUUUGUGCCCUGUUUGUGUUUACUUUCUGAGUGUGCUAUGAUGUCACCCCUGCUACCUGUAUUUAAUUUGAUCGGAGGUACGUCUUCCUUCUUGCGUGAACUCUGUGCUUUUGUGUUAAUUUUGCAGUUCAUAAAAUUUUUCCAGAAAUAUUAUGCUUUGCAUGAAGAUUUUCUAGGCAAAAGCAGCUUUCUAUUGUGGGAACACAAAUCCAGUCUAGAGAUUUUUGAAACCUGACUUUGUUUUUUGUUUUUUUUAAUCUCUGCUAUUCUGGAUUUAAAGAGCUCUAGGCAACAUAACUGCUACGGCAUGAUUCACAAGGAUUACCAUUUUUUUUUAAAUGUUUUUGUUUUGAGUUUUUAAGCAUAGUACAAGAAAAAGACUGAUCACGUAGGGUCUCUGUUAGUAGGAUGGUACAGCAUGUCAAACUUUUUGUGAAGGCGUUGUCUUUGUUAUGCAGUGGCUUAUGGUAUAUAGGUAAAUUUUUGGCAUUAACCACAGCGUAAGAGCCAUAGUAAAGGAACACUAUAGGGUCUGGAACACAAACAUGUAUUUCUAACCAUAUAGUCUCCCUGCUGCCCACCCCUCUGUGACAUUAACCACAGAGUAAGAGCCAUAGUAACUCAAGUUAUGGUCUGAAACCAGAAUGCAAUCUGUUGUAAUUGUGUACAGAAUUGAAACUUCUCAUCUUCCCUUACCUUUAUUGUAAUAUUAUGCUCAAUUAUGUUUAAAGGAACACUAUAGGGUCAGGAACACAAGCAUGUAUUCCUAACCCUGUAGUGUUAAAACCACCAGCUAGCCCCCCUGCUGCCCCUUCCCCCAUGCCUCCCUAAAUAUAGUAAAAUAUUACUUGUAUUAAAGUCUGCAGCUGCUGGCUCUGCCCCUGAUCUGCCUACUUUGCUGACAUCAUCAGGAGUGAUUCUCUGAGCCAAUCACAGUGCCUUCCAAUAAGAUUGGCUGAGACUGUCAAGGAGGCAGUUUAGGAUCAGAGCAAGCACAAGCCAAACACAGCCCUGGCCAAUCAGCAUCUCCUCAUAGAGGUGCAAUUGAACAUUGAAUGGCAGUACUGCACACUGUGUAGAGGUGCCCCAGGAAGCACCUCUAGUAGCCAUCUGAAGUCAGUGGAGUUAUCCCUAGGGUUAAAUGUAAGCACUGAAUUUUCUCUGAGAACACAGUGUUUACUGCAAAAAUCCUGAAGGCAAUGAUUUUACUCACUAGAACAAAUGCAAUAAACUGUAGUUGUUCUGGUGACUAUAGUGUCCCUUUAACCUGUAUCAGUAGUCCAUGUUUUUAUUGAUAUAUAUUCUCUCUACAUGGAUAAUCCAUAAAUCGAGGUAGGUGGUGCUUUCAGGACUUGUUUGGAAAUCUCUACAUGAUCAACCUUUGUGACAAGCUCUUAGUAAAAUAGUCUGUGGAUUAAUAAUACAUUCACCCAAAAAUUAUUACCCACAUCUAAACUCACCCCAACUUAUGUUUCAGCAAACAAACCUCACUGGGAUAUAAUAUUAACACUUGUAUCUGUUGAUGAAUCAUGUUGUUCCCUUCAGAUUUCUAUUGUAGAAUGUAGAAUAAUUAGAAUUUAAUAAACCGUAAAUCCUGGAUCAUUGUUGGUCUUUUGAGGAUUGAUUUAAGAAAUUGUUCUCCAUGACUCGGUUUGCAAAGAGAUCCUUUGAAAUUAAGAUGUUUAAAAAUUAUUUUCAUGGAAUUGUCUAAUUAAUGCUCCAGGGUCUAGAAAAUCUGAGGAGUCUGCCAUUUUCUAGAUUUAUUUGAAGGCUGGAGAAGGUAGCAGGGGGCCCUAGCAUACUUCAGCAGGAUGUGCAUUAGGAUGCCUGUUGGAGUGGAGGAGUGAGUUAAGGGAUGGAUUUUUGCCAGACCUUUACACUGUGUAGGUUUGCACAUUGGCUGGUGGCCCACAGGGUUAUUUCCCAGGAGAGUGCUGUAUUUGGGUUUGACAUUCCUCCAUCACAGGUCCAGUGCAAUUCUGCCAGAUUAUAAUGAGUAUGUCUGAUGUCGCUGGAGGUGUUUACAAGUGAUCACAGAUAUAACAGGUGGCAGAAGAGUUGCGGAAUACAGUCUGUGUCUCUUGGGCAUGCACAGAUUUAUGUGAAUGAUCCGAUGUGCUGUGCAGAUCACUGAUUGGGGCUGCAGCGAUAUGUGAUUUUGUGCCACUCCAGUAGCCUCCACCUGUCAAACCCAUAUAUAUCACAUGGGUUGCAAUAUACAGAGAUAUGUGAGUUUCUUGCACACAAAAAAAUCCACUCAUUUGUACCUGCCCUCCAGGCCUAAAGUUGCCAGCCCUCCCCUGGUCAAGUCAGUGUUAAUUUUGGCAGCAAAUUUCUGUUCGGUUUUAGUCUUUUGACUAAAGCCAUUUUAGUUUUAGUCGUAUUUUAGUCAUCUAAAUUGUUUUAGUUUUAAUUGACUAAAUCUCAAAAAUUUUAGUUGACUAAAAUUGUUAGUCAACAAAAAUUAGCACCAGGCCAAGUUAACACAUUGAGUUCGUGCCUGACAAUUAUUUCAAGGACACAAACUCAACAUCACUACUAUUUCAAUGAACUGAUCUCUUUAGUUGCCCUAUUGAACCUGCAAAACUUGUUUUUUCCUUACCUAAAAGUUUCCUUAAUACCGUUUUAAACCGUGUUAUCAUGGUUAUCUACCUGCUCCUGUUACAUGUUCCUAUUUGUUCCCCUGCUAGGGGAAGGUCCAUAUGCUUUGCCAUUGUAAUUCAAUCUCACAUCUUGAAAUUCUUGUUUUUCUUUCUUCGUUCUUUCAUUAGAAUCGCAUAAAGUGGCUAACAUGUCAGACCGUGAUACAGCACUGGUAAGUAACUAUGAUUAACACAUAGAUACAAUGUUUAUUUUACUUUUUAUUAAUACAUAAAAAUAUAAAGAAUGAUUGAUAAGCGGAAAGAUGGAAUCCGCAAUAGAGAGGGUCUGCAUUUUCUAAUAACCAAUAGAGUGGUGCCCACUUGCUGUUCUCUAAUUCAGUCACUAUGUGUCAGUCCUCUGCAAUGCCAAUAGUGAACAGGGUGCUUGCUAUAUUGCAAUGCAGAGCUCUAUCAAUCUGUCUGUCUGUCUAGUUAUCUAUGUAGAUUUAUUUAGUGCACACUGUGCAAGCUCUGUUAACAGAGUGCCACUUGAGCCACCUUUCCUUUCAGAGUCUUGAGCUACCUCUUAUUUUGUGUAGAGCCUAGCGUUGCCUCUACCUCCUUUAGAGCUAUGCCACCUCCUCAUUUUUGCAGAGCCCUAGUGUUCCCUUCGCCCUCAUCGGAGGCUUGUGCUACCUAAUUAUUGCCUAACAUCAAACAGAGCCUGCAGAUGCGUCCUCCCUAGUGCAAUACUUAGUGCUGCCUCCCCAAUGUAAGAUUAUGAUACAUGCAAUGUCUAAUAUCUGCUUGUAGAGCUGAGUCUUUGAUUCCUACAAAAUCUAUUGAUGAAUUCUCUAUGGACCUUACUAUUCCUAAUUUCUUCAUGCAGAGCCUUGUGAUGCUUCCUUCCCACCUAUACAGCCUGAGGCUGCCUCUUUCAACUAGUCCGACAAAUUAUUGUGGAAACUGAAUUUAUGUACUGAAUGCUUGCUUUUUUUCAACAUAAUAAUGUCAUAGUAAUAACAGGAAAACAAAUUAGCUUGUAUUAUGUUAUUUGAAUUUUGCAAAUUUUUGUAAUAUUCAUUAUUUUUAGUGUUGCUACUUUUUUUCAGAUUGUAAUCAAUUCUAUGCUCUGUCAUGCAAUGCUUGAAAGGGCUAUCCAGCUGUGUGCAGAAUUCAUGUGUCCCCAGUGGGAAAUCUAUUAACCUACUACAUCCUGGUUCCCAAAACAACCACAGUGAUUAUUAGUUUAUCGAUUUGACUGUGGGAAUACAUUAAUUCCUUUUAAUGCAGGAUAAGUUGACAUAAAAACUUAAAAGAUCACUAUACCAUUGUAAAACAAACAUGUAUUCCUAACGCUUUAGUGCCCCUGUCCCUAGAUAAAUUCAGGGCCAUCCCCAUUUGCAAUGAAAAAUAAUUUUAAAAAAUAAAUAAAUUUUCAGUGCCAAGACUCCUCUGCAGGUCCAGUCCUCUGCUCCUUAUAGAGGAGCACUGGAGACCUAAUGGCAUGCACGGCUUGCACUGCUCAAGCAACCAAUGUUUCUCAUAGAAAUGCAUUGAAUAAAAUGCUUUCCUGCAAGCUGCAACAUCCCAUGACCAAUUUUACUCAGUACAGCAGGAACGCCUCUAGUGACUUUGUGGAAGAUCGCACUAGAGGUGGAUUAAACCAGUUUCCAGCAAACUACAUUGUUUUACAUUGCAGGGUUAAAAUGACUGGACCACGGUACCCAGACUACAUCAUUGAGAUCAAGUGGUCAAUGGGACUUUAGUGGUCCUUUAAUAUACAGUAGGAUGAGUAAUCUGAUGGUUCAGUGCUAUGUCUACAUUGCUGAUCCAUCAUUAGCUGUCGUUUCUCCUCUUCCAUAUACAUCUGAUCAAGGUUUUCUUUUUUCCCUAACUCACUCCAGUUAUUUCCAAUUCAUAUUUUUCCAUCAGAAAGAACUGGAAGAUGUGGAGAAACACAGAGUUCCAAGGAGAAUAAUUCACUUUGCUAGUGGAGAAACCAUUGAGGAAUAUAGCACAGAAGAAGAGGAAGAAGACGAAGAGGAACAUGUUGACUUUAAAAGUGUGGACACGGUUAGCCUCACUAUCCCGUCUAGUUAUUCGUUGGUGAAAUUUCAUGUAGUUGUUACAUGGGAGUGGAGUGGUUUUCUGAUUGUAGCAUAUGAGGCAGUGAAUAUGUGGCCAAAGUGAAAUGAAACCAGUAAAACAUAUGUUGUUCUACAAGCUCUAUGUAUGUUAGCCAGGAAAUGGAAUGCCUAAUCUUAAAGAAACACAAAAUUAAUUAUUAACUACUCAGUGAUAUGUGCUGAGUUGCAAAAUAUGUUUUUCUCAGUAAUAUGAUUUUUUUUGUGCAAAAUUUAGGCUAAGAUAGACCAGCUGUGUCUAGAGCUUACUUAAUAAGGUGGUCUGGGUGCAAUGUCCCUGUCCCACUUAGUCUUGUAAUAUAAAACAUUUACAUUUUAAGACAGCCUGUAGUGGCUGUCUAACUCACAGCCAUUAACCCCUUAAGGACCAAACUUCUGGAAUAAAAGGGAAUCAUGACAUGUCACACAUGUCAUGUGUCCUUAAGGGGUUAAAGGCACUUUCAGGAGUUCACCGGAAUCUGGUUCGCUUAAUGAUGCUGGAUGUCCUUGUGCUCUGCAUGAGGUCACCCAGGGCCAGUGAAAUCCCCGUAGGAAAGCAUUAAGGGGAUGCUUUCCUAUAAGGAAGGUCUAAUGCUCUCGCAGAGCUCGCAGCGCAUGCGCAUUUGGACCCCCUGAUGGAUGACAUCAGAGGAGGUUGAGCUCUGCUACAGGGAGAGGGAUAUAGGGGAGUACAGGCUGGGGUUAAGAUGCCCAAGGGGAGGGGGCAGUGCCACUACAGAAUGCCUGUUCACAGCAUGCUGAUAUCAGAAUUCCAACAUGCACUGGACUGACACUAGCCAGCCUCCUACACCUCCAGCAACAAAGGGAUUACACUCUGCAUGUACAGACUUCAGGCACCUUAAACCCUUGAUUAGAUUGGAGUAACCCAUUAAAGUCCUACUCAGCUGUACCAGAUGUUAGAAUGUGUAAGAGACACAUAAUGGUUAAAAAAAUGAAAAAUAAGUCAUGGUUUUGCAUGGGCACAGAAACAAAGCAGUGACGCUACCUUGAGUGAAAUGUUAUCAUGGCUUAUGUUUUUUAUACAGCCAUAGAUGGGCAUGAAGGUGUUGCCACCAACAUUACAAAUUACUGAAAACAUGACAAAUUCAGUGGCAAUGAGCAAAACAUUUGCCUGGCUGGGUAGUUGCUUUGCACAUGGCACCCAAAAUAACUAGAAAGUGUUUAGUAUUUUUACUACUGUGAAAAAUUAUAUCCGUAAAAUUAUUUUCGCUGUGCCAAUCUAAACUAUCCAAGAACACUCUAGAACAAUCUACAUAAACUAUCUCUAGAAUGUAAGCUCAUUUGAGCAGGACCCUCAACACACUCUGUCCAACUCGUCUUGCUGCCAAUACAUGUCGGUAGUGCCCCAAUUGUAUAUGUAAUUUGUUGGCGUUCUAUAAAUAAUAAUAGUUUAAUCAUUUAAUCGUGAACAAAAUGAAAAAAUCUGGAACUCUAAAAAAAAUCUAUGUGAACUUGAUUCUAUAUUAAUCCGUUUGAAUCUUGAAACUCUUCAUUUCCCGUUGUUUCUUUUGAGGGACCCUCACAGUAUAAAUGUUGCUUUCAUGUCUAGAAGCAAGAUCGAAAUCAGGGGUUUCUGUGAGAGUGCCACCACUAAGGCACUACUUGUUGUACCCUCAGUCAAGAGACUGGUUAGAGUAUCUAAUCUAGACAUCAUAUGCACUUGGUCGCUAUUUAACCUUAGAAAGAGGCUAGGGAUCUUAACCCUUACGCUCUGCCGAAGAUCUACUUCUAAGCACUAUUUGUACUCCUACCUCUAUUGCUCGCCUUAAAGACUUCUCUAGGGCUGCACCAUUCCUAUGGAACGCCCUUCCACUCUCUGUUAGACUUUCAUCCAGUCUCCACUGCUUCAAAAAAUCUUUUAAAACUUACUUCUUCAGGAAAGCGUAUCAAUUAAACUGUGAACAGAUUUCUUUCCUUGCACCCUGAUUCUUCUCCUGCAACUGUCAUUAGAAUAAAGCCCUCAGUGAACAACCUACUUUUUUACCCUAACCUUCUGAUUUGUGUCCGUAUACCCCACUGCCUCUAGCAUGUAAGCUCAUUAAGCUGGGACAUCAACCCCUCUGUUCCUGUGUGUCCAACUUGUCUGGUUACAAAUACGUGUCUGUUAGUCUACCCAUUGUACAGCAUUGCGGAAUUAGUUGGCACUUUAUUAAUAAUAGUAAUAAUUAUGAGAUGCCAGCUUAGGCCAUGGUUACAAUGGUAAACAUUUUUUUUAUGUAUUUUAAAACUAGUUCAGAAAUCCACCAUAUUUUUAAUAGGUUCACUGAUUUUUUACUAAACUGUCAUCAUGGUGAUUUCACCAGCAACUCUUAGUUUAGAAAAAAAUAGUUGCAAAGUUAAAAAAAAAUUGCAGUUGAAGAUAUUUUUUAAAUCAGUGAUCUUGUCCUACUAUUUUUAAGUUUGUUUUUGACUGACAAAUCACUGUUUAGUGGAUAUACCCCAAUGCGUACAUCACCUGUUUUUCCAUAGCAUAAUUAAUAUUAUGUUUUACUUGCUAUUGUUUGAUCUCUUACAGACACAGAUGACCUGGGGAACCUACACAAAAUUCUGGGUGCUUAGAGUUGCUACAUCUGUCUUCUUUAGUAAGUUAUCAGGGCAAACAAGAUCAAAUUAAAUCCUAUAGGUUUGUCUGUGGACAUAAAAAACAAAAAACAAAACACAGUUUAUGAAAGUUGUUUCUCCUUUUUCUUCCCCCCUUUCAGUUUAUCUGGAUUUCAUUGUUGUAUCAUUAUAGAAGUCUGUUAUAUUUCAAGAACUUCCAACAGCUGAUACUCAAAGGGUGUCAGGAUUACAAGUUGAUCCAGCACGCCGAACCUAGGACUAAGGAUAAUGUCUAACCAGACCUUAGAAUGGCCGGACUUAACGUACCCAAGAAUAGUCAAAAUACUUGCUGAGGUCAGGGAUGCAGAAUGAGACACAACGAUGAUGUAAAGCCAAAAGUCAAAGAUACCAGAAAUUAGGGAAGUCAAAAUAAAGCCAAAGUCAAAAACCACAAUAAAACGAUCAGGAACACACUCUCGGAUAACCAGCAAAGGGAAACCCUGACAGGGCACUGAUCAGAAGGCAAUCUGGGUUUAAAUAACCCUCCUAAAGCUGUAAUUCACACAAAAGGAUGGUCACUAUAUGCUCUGAAACACACAAGACACCUUAGGUUAAAGUGGUCCCUAGAGACACUCGAAAUUACAAGUAAUACAAAGAAAAAAAACAAAAGGAAAAAUUGUGUGUAAUCACCCAAAGUGCUAAAUAGUACAACCUGUACUGUAGUCAGUAGAAUCUACCAUAAGCACCGUAUAUCUGGUGGAAUAAAACACAAAUAUAGUGCAAUACAAUAAGCACAAGCGGGUGGUAUUGCAUUGCACUAUAUUUGUGUUUUAUUCCACCAGAUAUACAGUGUUUAUGGUAGAUUCUGCCAACUACUGUACAGGUUGCACUAUUUGUUAUCACUUUUGGUUAUUCCACACACAAUUUUUCCUUUUGUUUUUUUUUCUUUUUAUUACUAAAGCUGUAAUUGGCUGUAUGUGGCCUCUGACCCCAAAACGUGCGCGCAUGUCUAUGACGUGAUGUGGCACGCACGUAAGCACCAUCUUUAAUGUGGGCAAAGGCUAUAUCCCCAUUAAAACUGGAACCUAAGCGGCCUGCGUCUCUAGGAACGCCAGACACGCUGGGGACCAGGACAGAAGGAGGUCGGGCAGUGGUCUGCCGUGGGUAAGAUAAGUAUUUAUUAUUUCUGUCGGCGUGACCGCUGUGUUUCUGUGCAGCCACGCCGACAGAAUCCCGCUGCACCGUGACAAAGGGUCAAAAGGAUUGUUUUUGGCAACUGGUCUUUCCUCAUAUAAAGAAAUAUAUGAGAAAUUGGAAAAAGGUUCCCCACGUCCUUACUCAUAAGUAACACUGUCAAAGAAAGAACACUUGAAAGUAAGAGUUUCAGAAGACAGCUGAUAUUACCAGGGAUGUCCCCAGUAGAGACACGAAAUCCUCCAUAGUGCUUAUCCACACUGACCAAGUGUUGUCAUAGCCUGAGGCUUGUCUGAAACUGAUUUAAUUUGAGCCUUAGUUUUCAGAAGCUGGAGGAUGUCUUUAAGAAGUGGCUUAAUGUCCAAUUUCAAUGGUGGCAUUUUAUCUUCAUCAUCAGAAGGAAAGGUGAACAGUUCUUCCCAUAUGAAACAUCCAAUAAGAAACAUCUAUGGACUCACAGCUGCUGCCAUCCUGGGAUAUGGUUGCCUUCAGACUUGUGGCAUAAUAUUCCCGAUAUCUCAAGAGCCAGACUUGUGAAGGACUUUAGUUUUCUUUGAUCAACCGCUGUGAGGAUGGGGAAUUGAUCAAAGAGUGUCUGAAACAUUUACAUUUUUCCCCAAACCCCUAACCUUCAACCCAUCCCAAUUCCUAUAGUCCCAAACCAUAUGAAGCACAUACCUUACAAAACACACAUCUAUUAAGUAUUGUUAUAGAGGGGGUAGUAUGACCCAAUGAAAUAAAAAUAACUCUAAAAAGAAAGAAUAAUCCAUACUUACUCGUCAAGGUCUUUCUUGAAGAUCUUUUAUCAUUUGCCAUAGAAAACACACAUUGAAAACAAGAGGCUAAGCUUAAUGCAACUGUAAAACACUACCCUAUAAUCACAGCUUGCGUAUUUUAACCUACAUUUUGUAGUUUGGCUUCCAAUAUCCUGUAAUACAGUAUACACUAUUUAAAUAGAUUAGCGUGGUAUGUAGUUGCAGUGUGGAAUUUCUUAUCACUUCUAACACAUCGUUUAUUGUAUUUUUAUUCUAGCCUGUGACUUUUUAGGGGGGAAGCUGGCAUCCCUGUUUGGUUUAAAUGCCCCAAAAUACCAAUAUGCCAUUGAUGAAUACAACAGGAUGCAAGAUGAGGUAAAAAUGAAACAUUAUGUUAUAUGUUAUCCUAUAAUUCAUAUUUGCCUUUGUGGGAAAUUUUUGGGCUUACUACAAAUGCAAGCUAUGCUGACUAUCUCCAAUUCUAUCUACUUGCUUUAAAUGAACACUAUAGGCACCCAGACCACUUCAGCUCAUUGAAGUGGUCUGGGUGCAAUGCCCCUGUCCCUUUAACCUUGCAAUGUUAAUAGUUGGAGUUUCUAAAACAGCAACUAGAGGCACUUCCUGCUUGCUAGGCGACGGGUGAAGUCGGAGGAUGCGGAGUGCCAACUUAGCGCUGAAGGAGAUCGACGCUGGAAUCUGGUGAGUAAAGUAGUUUUUUUUAACCCUUACGGUACGGGGGUUGGGGGGAAGAAGGAAGUGCAAGCGACACAAUAGCGUUAGGAUUAUAGAUUUUGUAUUCUAUUGUGUUCUACUAAGUUAUGAUGAAUGAUAGAAAAUUGCUGAAAUGUCUGCAAUAUACAAAGAACACUCAACAAUAGGAAAAAAUUGAUUCUUUUAAAUUAUUUUUUUUAUUUUUUUUACAAAUACUGCAUUUUGAAGACCAUGUUUUUUUCUGUAAGAAUGCUUGCAGAAAUAUGCAACUGAAGCUUUUUUUUGUUUGUUUGUUUUUUAAAUGUAUGCAGUAGGUGACUGUUGUCCUUUAAUUGUUAUAGUUUGGUUUAAGACCAAAUGUAACAGUUUGCCAUCAUUUCAGCCUGUUCCUUAAAGACCUUAUGGCACACUGGAUGUGCUGCUGAAAUAGUUUUGGUAAUUCCAUACAGCCCUGCAGUCUUAACUGAUUUGGUCCAUAUAUUACGGUUCUCUACUGGUCCAAACUUUCAAAGCUCUAUUGAGGCCUAUAUUCUCCACAAUGAUCCUUCCUAGAAUUAGGUUAUAUGCACCCAUUCACAAUCUGUCCCACACCAAACCCAAACCUGACCUCUUAUUGUCACGUCCCUGAAACAAUGGACCUGUUAGGUGAUUCCAAUUUGGAACAAGGUCUCUAAAUAACUAGCUCUUAUAACAUUAUUGGUCCCUAAGAGGUUCACUGGGCAGCAUUUAACGCUGCUAAACCAAGACUCUAUGUGCUUUGUAAAAAAUAUAUAUAAAUAAAACCAGAACAAAAACACAGUAAAAGAUAUUUAAGAAAUUUACAUUUACAGGGUCACUUACUAAAGUCAUAAUUCAAAGUGAAUUUCAAAUUUAAGGCCAAAAUAUCCAAAUUGGAAAAAGUCAGGGCCAGUCAAGGAAAAAGAUGCAUUUUGCCGCCCCCAACUCAAAAACUGUGUCUUCAACUAACCCCCUUUUGAAUUUCUUACCCUGCUUAUUGUAUUUUACCCCUCUUUAGUGUUUUACACCACCUUUGUAUGUCUCUUACAACCCCCUUUGUAGGUCUCUUACAAACCCCCUUGUGUAUCUCUUAUUUCCCACAGCCCCUCUGCGUGUCUCUUGUCUCUUUCUUUUCCCCAGCUCCUUUCUGUGUCUCUCUCCCCUCAACCUGUUUUGUGUGUCCUCCCCCCCCCUUCUCAGGGCCAAUUUUGUGUCUUUUUCCUACCAUGCCAUAGAAACAAAGAUAUAUAGCAACACACACAACCAUACAGGCACACAGACAUAAUUAUUCAGACACACAGUCACAGAGAUAUGCAGGCACACAAUCAAACAAACACAGUCAUACAGGCACUGAAAUACAGGCACACUGACAUACAGGCACACAGUCAUACAGUCUACACGUACAGGUACACUGUCAUACAAACACAGACAUACAGUCAUACAAUCUACACGUACAGGUACACUGUCAUACAAACACAGACAUACAGUCAUACAGACACACACAGAGACAUGCAGACACUAUCAAAAGGAGACAUACAGACACAUAGUCAUACAGAGACAUAGAUGCACUCAUACAGAGACAUAAAAAUGCAGGCAUACAGUGACACACAGAACAAGGAAUACAGAGACAUAUGGACACAGUCAUACAGAGACAUACAGGCAUGCAGAAACAUACAAAAACAGACAUAUAGUCACAUACAGUCAUACAAAACAAGGCAUACAGAGACAUAUGGACACAGCUGACUGUGCCAUCAUAUGGACCUGCUGGUCCUGUACAGUCAACAGAACUACUACACUCAUUUAUAGCUGUUCUGGUGGCUACAUAGGCCUUACAUUUAAAACUCACUUUGAAUUUUCAUUCUAUUCAUUUAAACCAUUUUUAGAAACCUUUACUACAGUGAUAAUACACUCCAUGUCGCAAACAGCCAUCACCUUGCAUUCCUACGAUUUAAAGAGAUACCCAACAUCCAACUGAAUUUGAAUCAUACUUAUCUUAUUUGUAUGCCGUAUAUGUUUUACAUUACAUUUUACUUUUCUUUUGGUAGAGUGAUGAUGAAGAUGGUGAAGAUGUCACAGACCAAAAACCAGAUAAUGCUUUGAAUGAGAAGCAUAUCAUAAUGUCACAAAGUGUGGAAUAUGGGACUAUUCAGAACCAGGAAGCAUCUACACACCCAGGAGACAUAUUUCAGCUUACUGCUGAUUCCAAGCAUUCUGACCGACCACUUUGAGAGAAACAGCCUUGCAUACAUUCCUUUUUUAUAGCUACGUAUUCCAAACAGCACCAUACAAUAUCUGCAAUGGAUGGAGACCAUGGGCUUUUGUGCAUAAAGGACAAUGGACAUGGGAACUGAGCACUAUACCGCAGUGGUGGCCAAAAUCUAGCUCUCCUUUCCAGAGCCAACUGUUCAGCGAAGCAAAUUCUUGGAGGAACUGGUGGAUUUGUACAAAUCUCUGUCUAAUCAAAAAAAAAUUACAUUUUGUAUUGACAGACAACCUCCAUCAUUUCAACCUGUGACUUAUGUUUUUUAGAUCAAUAUGGUGGUAGACAUUUCAUUGGGAUAGUGAUGUCCUGGUGGUUUGCUUGUGUUACAAUGAUCCAUACACAGACAGGUAGAAAAAAACCUGUAAUGUCCUUUAACUUAAAUUCUGCCUAUAUUUGUUGACCAAAAAAGACACUUAAUUUUUAUUUGAAAUUUGACUUAAGAAGCAAUUACAUUUUCCUCGGAACAACAUUACCUAAUCUAAAAACAGUUGUGUCCUAAUAUAUACUAUAGACCUUAGCUGUACAACAGUGGAUAAACAUGGAUUUCUGUGUGAUUGCAGGCAGGUUUGUGUACUGAUUGAGAUGGGAAAGUGUCUCAUUAUAAACAUAAUACAUAUAUCUUAUACCAUAAUAAAGAACUUGGUGCUCUGCAUAAUGAUGCUGAGUGAAAUGUAAGAUUAUAAUGUCAUUUUAUAAAGUUGUACAGUUUUAUUUUGAGUGGUAUUUUGAUAUGUAUCUCAUUUCACAGACAUGAAAGGAGUUUGUGUGUUUUGUAAGCCCAAAUCUGAAUGUAUUUUGAAUCAUCUGGAAUAGUCUCUCCCCAUAGAGCACACUUGUUCCGAAUUCCGAUCUCAUUGCAAGCUGAAGUGCUUUAUAGGUCUGAAGUGUCCCUUCAAUCCAGUUCUACUUACAUCUGUUGCACUUUCGCAUUCAGGAUGAACACUCUGCCAAAAGAUGCUUGAGGUGUGCUCCUGUGAGCUUGAUGAUCAGAGUAAUG
This is a messenger RNA of Pelobates cultripes (western spadefoot toad), 13564 nucleotides long. The record is from the annotation of a GenBank genome assembly. NCBI's taxonomy places the organism in Eukaryota, Metazoa, Chordata, Amphibia, Anura, Pelobatidae.